AUGACAGUUGAAGAAAUCUAUGCCAAAUUUGUCAACGGAUCUGACGAAAAAUAUGAUCUUGAGGAUAACAAUUUUCUUAUAUCCACAAGUAUGGAUAGAAAUUCUCUAUCAAAGAUGAUAAAUGAGCUUCUAAACUUGGAAAACCAUGUUUCUUUUGACAUUAUAAUUAACAAUAAUCGGCUCCGAACCACAAUUUCAGAGGUUUUGGAAGAACAGAAUAUUCAAUCUGAAACUAUAAUUGAAGUAUUAUAUGUUUUGACUAUAAGUGAGCCAUCUGAGAAUAAUGUUGAUAACCUGAAUGAUUGGAUUUCUGGUCUUUCACAUGACGUUUGUUCAGACAUUUCAGCUGUGUGUUGUUACAAUGGAACAGUUUCAUUAUACAAAUCGGAAACAAUGGAAAAGGUGUUUAAUUUUUCAAAUGAGUCUUCAAAAUCAUCAAUUCACAUUACUACUAAGGCAGAUCCACAAGUUUAUGAGAUUGUUUGUGGUACUUUCAAUGGUCUUGUUGAGGUAUACUAUGUUAAUUCCAGGGUCCAAAGUCCAUUCAAUACACUAGUGGCUUCUAAUAACAAAUUAUCUGAUACUGUAACCUCAGUAACAGUUGAUGAUACUUGUAAAGUUAUAGCAUCUGGAGGAUACGAUAAAAUUAUUACACUAUAUCAAAAUGUGGAAAUGUUAGAUGAGGAAUUAAUGGAUUCAAAGUCUAGAAAACGACCAUUAGAUGAGACGAGUACAUUAUCGCAGCUUGGAUCCCUAGAACAUCACACAAAGACCAUAACAAAAUUGAAAUACUUUCCCGGUAAAAAUGAAAAAUUGCUAUCCUCUUCAAUUGAUGGGAAAUUAUGUGUUUGGGAUAUUGAGAAACGGAGUUUAGUUUCUUCUAAUAACACUGGAAAUCCCAUAACUUGUUUCGAUAUAUCACCAAAUGGAACCAUGGUUUGUACUGGUAAUAAUUUGGGGAGUCUUUCAAUUUGGGACUUGAACUCUGAUAAUACUGAGGUCAAGCUGAAUUCCGGACAGGAAUCUUAUAACUUUACCAAAGUGUCACAAUCAAAGAAUUUUGAGCGCCUAGUCAGUGAUGUUUCAUGGAAUCCAACAAAUAAUCUUAUAUCAUCCAUUUCUCUGGACGGAAGCGUUAUUCUUCUAGACGUCAGAUCACCAAAAUUCCCACUCCAAACAGUUAAAUGUAAGAAUGAAGAGGAAUAUGAUAGAGGGACAUGUACAAAGUGGACUAGUUCAAAGGAUAUCAUAUAUACCACAGCCUCCGGCCUUGUAAAUAAGUUAAGCUAUAAAGAAAUUUAG
Messenger RNA from Theileria annulata, 1302 nucleotides. RefSeq names its product microtubule-associated protein (YTM1 homologue), putative. Gene Ontology annotation, molecular function: protein binding. The transcript has 11 exons. Lineage: Eukaryota; Apicomplexa; Aconoidasida; Piroplasmida; Theileriidae. Bases 1 to 1302 code for a protein of 433 amino acids. The record is from RefSeq and is a predicted model, not a curated record.